Synchytrium microbalum is the source of this 1236-nucleotide messenger RNA. RefSeq lists its product as uncharacterized. Lineage: Eukaryota; Fungi; Chytridiomycota; Chytridiomycetes; Synchytriales; Synchytriaceae. Bases 1 to 1236 code for a protein of 411 amino acids. The record is from RefSeq and is a predicted model, not a curated record. Gene Ontology annotation, molecular function: protein binding. The transcript is spliced from 4 exons.
AUGGCGAUCACGUUCAAUACGAAUGUCUUCGGGCUAUCUCUACAUCCAUCAAAAGAAAUACUAGCUGCUGGACUGUUAGAUGGGAGCAUCUCUCUAUACAACUAUGAAGCUGAUCCAAAACCAAUAUUCACUCUAAAGCCACAUAAAAGUGCAGUCAGAUCCGUUGAUUUCCAUCCCAGUGGUGAAUGGCUAUGUAGUGUAUCAGCUGAUCAUUCUAUACAGCAUGUUAAUGUCGAGACGAAGAAGAUUGUUGUCAAGAUACCUAGUGCUCAUGAGUCGGCAAUAAACGCUCUCACAUUCAUAUCGCCUACCUUGUAUACUACCGGCGACGAAGACGGGCGUAUAAAACUCUGGGACACACGAACGCCAACUAUACCAACACACACAUACAACAUCCACACAGACUACAUAUCCCAGUUAUAUUACGACAACCACAAGAAGAUGCUGCUUGCUACAGGUGGUGACGGCAUGCUAUCCGUCUACGACCCACGAAACACAAAAAAAGAAUAUAUUACCGAUUCACAAGACGACGAAUUCUUGUGUCUGUGCAUACACAAAAACCACAGCAAAGUCCUCGUCGGCACAUCCAGCGGUAUCGUAAACGUAUUUGAUGUGGGCAAAUGGGACGAGCCCGUCGAACGAAUCCCGGGCCAUCCAAGCUCUGUUACUGGGAUACUUGAGAUUGAUGAUUCUACAGUCCUGACGAGUGGAAGUGAUGGCCUUGUGAGGGUGAUGCAGACGUAUCCGCAUAAAGUGCUGGGGAUUGUGGAGCUGCCUGAGGGACAGCAGGAUAGUGCGGAGUGUAUGAGACUGUCAGUGGACAAUCGGUGGUUGGUUGUUGCGCAGGAGGAGAGAGUUUGUGUUGUUGAUGUUGCGUAUUUGUUUGAGGAGGGGGACGACGAUGAGGAGGAGGGGGUUCAAGAAGAGGUUGAUGGUGGUAGUGUUGUGAAAGGUGGGAGUGCGCAGGAAGGAGAAGAUGAUGAAGAUACAGGAACAGAUGGAUCUGAUUCUGAUUCUGAAAGUAGCAACGAAGAUGAAGAAGUGGUGGAUGAUGAAGCUCACGAGACUACGAACACAAACAACAAAAGGACUGCUGAAUCUAGCGAUUCGUCCGACGCGUCAGAAGCUGAGGAGAAGGCAGACGCUAAACCUGGUAAACCGACACGUAGACAAAAGAGGAGGGCACUUAUGGGAGAUAAGAGACCCAAGAAUGAAUUUUUUGCUGGGAUUGAUUAG